Molecule: messenger RNA, 2895 nt
Organism: Adineta ricciae
Lineage: Eukaryota; Metazoa; Rotifera; Eurotatoria; Adinetida; Adinetidae
Source: the annotation of a GenBank genome assembly
AUGUCUCGGCCGACGAGAAAAUCAAUCAGUAGUCAAACUCAAGACUCAUCCGAAAAUCCAGUGAAGACUGUCAAUUUAAAUAAUAAUGAAUUACCAAAGACGUCACCUCAUGUUCCUCAAGAAUCACCAUCGAUCAAGCAAACUGAACCUAGCGCAUCAAGUACGACGAUAAGACAAGAAUGCAAAUAUGUGGGUGAUAUGUAUGCAGAGAAGAAACAUGGGUCAGGAGUAUUGUCCUGGUCAGAUGAUCAGACAUACAGUGGAGCCUUUCAUGCCGAUAAACGACAUGGUUUUGGAACGUAUCAACAACCGGAAACCUUUGAAUUCAAAGGUUUAUAUCGAAAUGACGAACGGUUUGGUCCUGGAAUGCUAACCUAUCGAAAAUCUCAACACGUUGAUGUUGGCUUCUGGUUAAGUGAUGAUCUCAUUCGUCUCCUUUAUCCUCAUCCCACGCUUCAGCUGGAUAUACGUAUUACGGAUGUCAAACCUCGAGGUGAAUCGUCUCAAAUUUUACCAGCAUGGUAUUCACCUUAUCAAUUGCUUUCCUCGGUACCGGAUUUUGAUUUUAUUCUGAACAAAAAGCCAGCCUCACUGCUGUGUGAAAAUCACGAAGAUCAAAGCUCAUCAACUUUCACACGAUAUUUAAUUGAACAUGCGGACCGAGUACAAAAAGUUUUAUGUGAAAAACGAGCUCAGUUAGAAGCUUCAAUAGCGGAUUUUAAUGAUGAAGAUGUCUCGAAAGAUAUGAUUUUCAACGAGAGAACUGCACAUGUUCCGAUACCAAAUCAAACCGAUGAACAACAUCAGAUAUUUUAUCAUACCAAUCGAUUUUUACCUUUGAAGAAACAAGCGAGAUUUCCUAUCGAUGAAAUUUUAUCAAAUGCACGUUCGACUUUUCCUGAACCUGGUCCAUUGGAAAAUUCCUCGUUACUCCUAUUCGAAUUAGCAUUUCAUGGUGAAACCAAACAAAUUCGUCAUCUGCUCAUGCACACCCAAACUUAUGUAGAUGUGUGUGAUUCUCGAGGCUUGACUGCUCUUCAUUUUGCUACUUAUAAUCUUCAUUUGGACGCUAUCAACGUCCUUUUGGAUUUCGGUGCUAAUGUGAAUCAGUUCACAGACGACGGAUUAACGCCCUUGUCAAUUGUUUUUCUAUUCUAUUACGGAAAUAAUCCGUAUGAAACAAUCAACAGAGCUUUUGAGCAUGCUGAUUUAGUCGUUCCAAGUCCUACUAUUGAAUCGAGACAAUCAAGUUCGAAGGAGAAGGUGGCAUCACGAAAAUCAUCAGGUGGAGUUACUGCAGCAGAAAAGAAGGAAUUAGAAACUCCAGCAGAAACAAAUACGACAGAAGAUGCAAAAAACUAUGGAUACGAGUUGACAGAUGAUCUUCGUGAGCGCAUGAGACAUGAACAAUUUCGAGAGACUGUUCUGACAACGAUCAAGCUCCUUCUUCGCCGUGGUGCAGAUCCUUCAAUGAGCGAUUGGCCUCUGCCCGUAUUGGCACUGGCAAUACGCGCAGGUGAUCUCGAAAUGGUUGAGUUACUAUUGAAGAAGAAAGCACAAGUGAAUUGUCGAUUAAAUUCAGCUCGUCAUGCAAGUCUUACACCAUUACAUAUUGCUUGUGGUAGUUUAGAACCAACAGCGUUCGGCAUGGUUCGACUCCUGUUAGAACAUGGUGCACAAACAAAUGUUGAAACGUCUCCGGUUAAUCAAGAAUAUCUUUCACUUGCUGACCCAUUAGUUUGUAAUAUCAGUAACCGAACUGAAACACAAGGUCACGGGCGUACACCAUUACAUAUUGCCUGUGCACGAGAAGCAACUGACGAGACAUCAUCUCUUGUCCGUUUACUUCUCAAACAUAAAGCAAAUCCAAAUAUUGUCUGCAACGGUCAAACUCCACUUUCUCUUGCCAUCUCAAUGGCCAAUGAGUCCGUUGUUGAUAUGCUCCUCAAUCAUGAAACAAUAGAUCCGGCGAUUUCACUCGGUGAAGGAAAUGGAAAUGCUUUGUGUACAGUUGUUUCAACAGUCUACGGAUCUCGUUGGAAUUAUGAUAAAAGAAUAGAAUUAAUCGAACGAAUCAUUGCUAAAAGUCCUCGCGUUCUCUAUCCAGUUCAUUUUAGUCAAAAGCAUCUAACAGGUUCAACUGUUGACUAUGCUUAUUAUUCAUUCUUUGCGGACACACGAAUCGCGCAAACGCCAUACCAUAUUUUAUCACCUGAAGAACGAGUUAUUUAUAAAGAACGCAAGGAAUUACUUGCUCAUCUUGCCAAACGAUUUCGUGAGGAAGUCGCUAAGAACGAAAAUCUCUUGACUUCGCCAUCCGUUGAAGAUCUAAGUCAAACGACUGCUCGACAUUCAUCUUCACCACGUCGAAGUGUCACUCUUCGUACCUCAUUUACUGAGAAGACUAAAAACCCCAAUUCGAAAGGAAAUACCGAAUUUCAUUUUUGUGCCACAUGCGGUCGAAGUACCGGCGUUCGUUUAACACCGUGUAAACAAUGUGAAAUGGUUAAUUUUUGUUCGAAAGCUUGUCGAACAACAGGAUGGGAUGCAUUUCACGAAGAAGAAUGUAAAUUACUUCAACAAUCACGUAAUUCUACUAAAGUUACAAUCGAUGACAAGUCACUGAAAACUCGUCAAACAACACGUUUGUCAUUAAAACACGCUAAUCGUUCUAAGGAUUUAGCUGAAUCGAGUGGUGCUUUCUCGAAGAAGAAUUCCUCCAUGAAAACUUCACAGUUCCUAUCAAGUAGUAAUCAAUUUUCCAUGCUUUCACCAGCGAAACUAAUUCGUCAAAGACGUCUGAAACAACUAGGACGAUUACCGACAUAUCUGGAUGGUGUCGAUCUCUCUUGGAACUAUACAUACGAUGGUCCAGAAAACUACAGCUUCAGUUGA